AUUUCCAACCAACUCUACAAAGAAACUCUCUCCUUCCAUCAAUUCCUCUGCUCACUGCAAAUUACCCAAAAAAACAAAAACCCAGUUCCUCUUGAUACUCUUCACAAAUCCAAUCCAAAACACAGCAACAACAAUGGGGAUCCGGAGCUUGUUGCCCUCAUCAAUGGUGGUCGGAGCCAAGAAGAUAAUGAAGAGGAAACACCGCCAUUAUCAACAGCAGCAACACUACUCCCAACAUAGCUUUCCAUUACCAGCAAAUGAUCACCAUUCGGCGGUGCCAAAAGGGCACAUUGCAGUUUACUUAGCCGGCGAUCAUCAUCACCAUCACCAAAUGAAGAGAUUCGUGGUGCCGAUUUCGUGCCUGAACCAUCCCAUGUUCGGGGAGUUGCUGGACAUGGCGGAAGCAGAGUUUGGGUUCCAACACUCCAUGGGAGCUCUCACUCUGCCCUGCGAUGAAGACUCUUUCCUCCAACUCAUCUCUUCCCCUGCAUUUUGAUCCCCAUCGAUUCUCUCCAUCAUUUGAUUCAUUCAUGAUGUAAUGUAACCAAAAAUUUAUAGACAAACUAGCUAUAUGUAUGUAGACCAAGAGAUUUUGAUUGGUUUCAUAUUCACGUAGAGAUCAAAGUAAGGUUAGAGUAGAGCGCAACCGAGAGAUUAUUGUUAUACAUAUGUAAUACGGUGGUAAUUAAUUAUAUCAAAUAUACAUUCAUAUUCAAUCUCUAUUUGUGCUAGUAUCAACUUCAAUUAUUGGAUCUGACAUAUCAGUCAUAGGCAUUUUUGGCUAAUUAUGUGAAAUUAAAAUUUUAACUUUAAUCUUUUUAACGAAUACGAGUUUAGACGGAUUUGAUCAAUUCGAAUACAACAUUAUUAUUGGCAUACAUUUUUACUUUUUGUUUCAUGAGGAAUAUAGAUUUAGUUAUCAUUUUGGCCUUGCUGUGAGAUCAUUUGUUGGAGGGAGAACGUGAAGUAGAAGCCAUUUCGUUUGUACUUAAUAAUAAAUUACAUUCAUUCAUCUAAGAGAAAAUUAUGAAUAUAAUUUAUCAUAUGGGAAUAAUGACAGGUUUCACUAUAGCCAAAGCCCAAAGAUGCUCUGUAUUUUCACAUAACUAGAGAUCCUUUUGGGGAAUCGGAUUUGUUUUUUGUUUAUAGGUUUGGCUAUAAGACGAAUUACUCCUCACUAAACUUCAAUCAUGACAAUGACCAUGUGAUCAUAGGAAAUAUGAUUUAUGAGUUAAUAAUAUAUUCAUGACUUCAGUCAUUUUUAGGAUUUUCGAUCAAGACGAAUGAACAAUUAAAUACUUGAUUUUUUUUAUUUUGAUGAGGAGAGAUUAUUAUCAGAAAGUAAGAUAAAUUAAUAAAAUAUAUAAUUAUCAUAUUAAUUAUGGUGCCGGGCUAAUAGGUGAGUCAAGAUGACAUACCAGAUGAACCAUUUAUUUUAGAAAUUUUUUAGUUCCAAAUUUUUUUACAAUCAUCCAAAAUAAUUUUUAUAGUUAAGAUUUGGGAUAAUUUCUGUAUAAUUUUUUUUUUAAUAGAUAACACAUAGUUCAUGAAUACAUUUCAGGAAACCAGUACCCUCCUUCAAUUUUUUCAUUAAUUUAUGUGUUUUUCCCCAUUUUGAACACCAUUAAUAAUAACGCAUUAGUUAAAUAAUAUGUAUAUAUAUGUUAUUGAAAUAAAACCCAUACAUAUAUUUAUGUAUUCAUGUGUCAGCUAGCUAAGCUAGCUGUAUUCCUUGGAGAGCAAUAAUUGACAUAAAGUUCGAGGAACGUACAUAUAUAGUCAAUAGGCCGGACGGCCGCGGCUAUCUGAAAUUUUCAAUAAACUAAUAGUGUUACCAAAUUUAAUCAAUUAGUUGUAAUCGAAAACCUAAUCAACUAAGUAGAUGACAAUCUUGAUGUAGACUGUAGACUUCAUUUGGCUGUCAAUAUUUAACAUUAACAGAAACAAAAUAGGAUUAUCCUUCGUGAUAGAAUAUUGCUUCGAAAUUGGGCCCUAUUAUUAGGAACGAGUUAGAGUGCUAGCUCCAUAAUAAAUUAACACCAUACUAAUUACCCUAAUGAUCAUUCAUUUUAUAUAAAUUUAAUGAUGAGGA
Linum trigynum is the source of this 2092-nucleotide messenger RNA. NCBI's taxonomy places the organism in Eukaryota, Viridiplantae, Streptophyta, Magnoliopsida, Malpighiales, Linaceae. The record is from the annotation of a GenBank genome assembly.